AUGGCGGAAGUCAUCCCUGUGACCGAGUUCCCGGACUAUGCCACCGACCCAACGGGAGGCAACCCAAUCACUCAUGACCUCAACGCGCCUUAUGACAAGAUUACGCCGGCCAUCGGCUUUCUCUACGCCGGAAUGCAUCGUAGGAAAUCCGCCAUGACAAUGGUUCUCCAGUCACUCUUCUGUGCAUGCGCCUGUGGCCUCCAAUACUGGAUAUACGGUGCAUCGCUGUACCAGUCGCGCACGACGAACCCUAUCCUCGGCGACCUGUCCCACGCGGCAUUCCAUAACCUCCUGGCUUCUCCAUCUUUUGCCAACAGUGAUAUCCCAGACAUCUUGUAUGCUGCCUUUGGCUUCACCUUCGUUACGGCCACGGCAAUGAUUCUGGCUGGUGCCAUGCUCGAGCGCGGCCGCCUCUGGCCCAGUAUGCUUUUCCUCCUCUGCUGGAACACGUUCGUCUACUACAUCUUGGCAUAUUGGGAGUGGAACCCCAGCGGUUGGCUCUACAACCUCGGCCUCUACGACUUUGCAGGCUCCGGCCCGGUCCAUAUCGCCAGUGGUUUCGGAGCCCUCGCCUGGUCAAUGAUGUUGGGCCCCCGUAUUGACGACAGCAGCACGUCCACGAAGAAGAGGCACGUUCCCCAGUUUCGGGGCCACAACCCUUUGUUGAUGACUCUGGGUACCGUUCUCAUCUGGUUUGGAUGGUUUGCGUUCAACGGAGCCAGCACGGCUAACCUCAGCUUGCGGUCCAUCUACGUCGUUGUGAACACCAACUUUGCUGCUUGUGGUGGUGGCGUUACAUGGGCCCUAUUGGACUACUUGUACAUGAAAAAGUUCAGCUUGGUUGGCUUCUGCUCGGGUAUCAUUUCCGGUCUCGUCGGUAUCACCCCGGCAGCUGGCUUCGUUCUUGUCUACGUCUCACCACUUGUCGGGAUCAUCACCGCCACCUGCUGUUUCUACACCGUUCGAUACCAGCACAUCCUCCGCGUCGACGACGGCCUCGAUAUCUUUGCAAUCCACGGUGUCGGUGGAUAUGUUGGCGACAUUCUGACCGGUCUCUUUGCCCACAAAAUGGUACCAGCUCUCGAUGGAGUCAGCGGCGACACGUAUGAGGGCGGCUGGUGGAAUGGCAACUUCAGGCAGCUUGGUCUGCAGUUGGCAGGCGCAACGACUUGUGCCGCCUGGUCGUUUUUCGUCUCUUGUAUCUUGUUGUUUCUCAUCAACAAGAUUCCGGGCAUGCAUUUGCGUGCUACUGAGGAAGAGGAGUUGCGAGGCCUUGAUUAUGAGUACAUUGACGACAUAGUUUCGGACUAUGAUGACGGUAAUAUGCUGAUCCACAAUGGCCAGGUGGUGGAAACGCCUACUCCAGCCAGCUUUUCGAAAAGCUCCUAG
Colletotrichum fioriniae is the source of this 1389-nucleotide messenger RNA. NCBI's taxonomy places the organism in Eukaryota, Fungi, Ascomycota, Sordariomycetes, Glomerellales, Glomerellaceae. The record is from RefSeq and is a predicted model, not a curated record.